Molecule: messenger RNA, 2697 nt
Organism: Pestalotiopsis fici W106-1
Lineage: Eukaryota; Fungi; Ascomycota; Sordariomycetes; Amphisphaeriales; Sporocadaceae
Exons: 2
Coding region: 1-2697 (898 amino acids)
Source: RefSeq, a predicted model, not a curated record
AUGGCUGCCAGAUCUCCGCUGCCGCAUCACCCGUCUGCUGCAGCUCAGCAUAAUCAUAUACAACCGGCGAUCUCCUCUGUCCAAAACAACACCAACAACCUUUCCAGAAACCCGACCUCCACAGACAGCUACUUUCCAUCCUACCAACAACAACAACAACAACAACCCACCGAACCCUCCACACACAUUCAGCAGCAACAACAACAGCAACACUAUCCGGUACAUCAACAGCACACAACAGACCAGGAAACUCUCUCAAACACCUUGGCCAACGCCCAGCUCGCUUCCCCACCUGCUCUCGGCAGUCCAUACAACCAAAACCGUCAGCCAAAGUUCACCGAGGAGUGGGAUGCCAGUGUGAGAGGCAGCUCCAUCAUCGACGGCCCCACCCACCGAUAUCCUCCGCCGACCAUGCAGCGAUCGGCGUCCAUAUCCUCGCGCCCCGAGGUCCUCAGCACCGUCGGCGAUGGCCAGACUACCGGUGCUGUCUCCCUCUCCCGGGGCAACACCCUGAAGAAGAAGAGCUCCAUGCGUCGGAGUGGCAGCAGGACUGGCAGCCUAAAGCGCAGCGGCAGUCGUCGUAGCAUGAAGGCCGGUAGCGUCCGCAGCUUGGCCCUGCAGAGCUCGCACGAUCCCGAAGAGACCAUGAGCGCCUUCUACUGCCCCGUACCCACCUCGGGCAAUCCCACCGAGGCCUUGUCUGCAAGGUUUCAGACAUGGCGCAAGAUCCUCAAGGACCUCAUCACCUACUUUCGCGAAAUUCAAAACUUUUACGAGCACCGGGGCAAGUCCCUGCUCAAGCUCGCCAAUGUCUUGAAUAACACCACCACCCCUCCCGGCUUCCUAGCCUCGGGCGGUAUCGACGAUGCGCUGCAAGUCUUGAGGGACUAUAAUAAGACGGCAAUCCUGGAAUCUAAUAAGGCGCGCGAAAUCGAGGAGGAUGUCAUUCUUGCCCUGACAGGUCUGAGGAGCGACCUUGGCCAAAAGAUGAAGGAGAUCAAAGGUCUCUCCGGGGAUUUCAAGAACUCGGUUGACAAGGAGAUGGACAACACGAGGAGAGCUGUGAAUGCUCUCCAGGACGUCCUGGGUCAGACAGAGCUGGACUCCUCUUUGACUACCGGCAAGCAGGAUCCUUACCUGCUCAGAUUAGCUGUCGAUCGCCAGGUCGAGCGCCAGAUUGAUGAGGAAAACUACCUGCAUCAAGCCUAUCUCAACCUCGAGUCCUCUGGGCGCGAGCUUGAGUCCAUUGUGGUGGGGGAGAUUCAAAAGUCUUACAAUGCGUACGCCGGCAUUUUGAAGCGAGAAUCCGAUGCCGCCUACAACGCCAUUGACGAGCUGCGCGCUGGACCGAUUGCCAUGCCCAAAGACCAUGAAUGGACCUCAUUUGUCCAAAGGGACCAGCAAUUUGUCGAUCCCGAGAUACCCGUCCGCAUGGCCGAGCAUAUCCACUACCCCGGCCGCGAUCAUUUUGCGUGCCAGGAGAUUCGAGCUGGUCUGUUGGAGCGCAAGAGCAAGUACUUGAAGAGCUAUACAGCUGGGUGGUAUGUUCUUUCACCAACUCAUUUGCACGAAUUCAAGAGCGCCGACAAGAGCGGGCCUCCGGUCAUGUCACUUUACCUUCCAGAGCAAAAAGUGGGAUCGCACUCGACUGAAGGGGGCUCUUCCAACAAGUUCAUCCUCAAGGGACGCCAGACUGGGUCCAUGCAUCGUGGGCAUACCUGGGUCUUCCGUGCUGAGAGUCACGAUACCAUGAUGGCCUGGUACGAGGACGUCAAGGCUUUGACGGAGAAGACGCCCGAGGAGCGCAGCAAUUUUGUUCGGAGCCAUGUGCGCUCCUUGUCGCGUUCGUCGCAACGUUCUGUCUCGAGUGACGGUAUGGUCGACGAUGAGGAUGAAGAACCUUUUGUUUCGGAAGAAAACGCCGCAGCCGUCGUUGCCAGCCCGGGAUCACGCCCAGACUCUAUGAACCGUCCGGCGCCGGGAGGAAGAUUCCCAUCUGACCUGCAGGUCAAUGCGCAACGAGGCCUGCAGGUGCCUCUAUCUCCCAGCAGCCAAAGCUCUGGUUUCCUUGAACACAGUGAGUACGCCAUGAGGGGAGGGAUUACAAAUGGUAACACAGUAAGCGACUACGACGCAAUAGCAGCCGCCGGGGCUCUCCCGGGCAGUGGCAUAGGAGAGGGCUAUCCCGGCAACCGGAGAUCGCAGCUUAUGGUCGGUCAGAAUUACGGCAAGACGCCAAGUGUAAACAACAUGGCAACGGCGCCGAGCCACGCUGCUAUGCUCCAUGAUCAGGCAGCCCAAGAUGGCAUCAACCCUUACAGUGGAGAACCGGCUAUUGCUCAACACUAUAACAACAUGAACUCACAUCGAUUUUCCGAAGCCCCCAUGGUCGCGGGCCAGGACCAUGAAACAAACGUUGCCCUUCACUUUAGAAACAACUCGUCAUUCAAACAGCCAGACAGUCAGCCCGCAUUCCCGCCUGCCGUGGCUGCGUAUGAUUAUGGCAACACCAACGGAGGAUUGGGCCAUGUGCCCAGCGUAGCGGACAGCGAUUUCUCCGCCGUCAGCAGCGAUACCUACCCAUCAACUUAUGGGGCACCUCGUCCUGUGGCUGGUGGCCGUCGAAUGGACAGCACUCCGCAUGUGCCUGGAGAAUAUCCACGGUCUACGCCAGCUCAAACCCCCAACGUCAUUUGA